CCAUAGUCGCUGACAUUAGUGGCAUGGAACAGAUUGAACGAACGUGUCUGGAAUCUUCUCCGUGGCUGUCGUGUUUGGCUGUUCGUGAGAGUUGUUUACAAUCUGAUAUCCCGCAUAUCCCGAUUUUGAUCGAGGAUAUUCCUCGAUACGCGUCCUUACCUGAUUAUAGAGAGAAUUGUAUACAGACCAUACAAACAAUUGGUGAGAUUGUACCCAUCACAGCGCGAGUUGCGCAUUUACAAAGUAUUUCGUCAGAUCGCGAGGCAAGAAUUACUCUUAAUCUAGAGGAACUUCCUGUGCAUGCUCUUUAUUUCAAGGAUAGCAAGGGAAAGCACCUAUUUAUAUGGGUAAAGAAAUUAAUUUAAUAUUUAAAAAAUUUUUG
This is a messenger RNA of Trachymyrmex septentrionalis, 382 nucleotides long. RefSeq lists its product as uncharacterized. Lineage: Eukaryota; Metazoa; Arthropoda; Insecta; Hymenoptera; Formicidae. The record is from RefSeq and is a predicted model, not a curated record. The transcript has 2 exons. The coding region runs from base 24 to 365 and encodes 113 amino acids.